Mytilus californianus (California mussel) is the source of this 1825-nucleotide messenger RNA. Its product is annotated as glucose dehydrogenase [FAD, quinone]-like. The record is from RefSeq and is a predicted model, not a curated record. NCBI's taxonomy places the organism in Eukaryota, Metazoa, Mollusca, Bivalvia, Mytilida, Mytilidae. The transcript is spliced from 12 exons. Bases 29 to 1825 code for a protein of 598 amino acids. Gene Ontology annotation, molecular function: oxidoreductase activity, acting on CH-OH group of donors; flavin adenine dinucleotide binding.
UUUACAUUUUGUGUUAUUAUUUAUACGUAUGUAUGUGGAUCACCAUCUAAUAUUAAUUUUAUCAAGAAUUUUAGGUGACCACGUGAUGUUUCUAGGACAAUCACUAGUACAGGUAGCUUCCCUAGUUAAUUUUUUGUCCACGGUGCUUCCACCUACCGGAAAAGACUCACCUGGUGUGUUUGAUAGACCUCUAGAAGAGUGUUAUGACUACAUUGUAGUGGGAGCAGGGUCGGCAGGAGGAAUCGUUGCUACACGUUUAUCUGAAGGAUCUGAUAAAAUCCUACUAUUAGAGGCUGGUGGGUCAGACAUAGAUGACGACCUGACAAAGAUACCAUUAUUAUGGAGUGCUUUUUCGAAUAGCAAUCUAGACUGGAAAUUCAAGACCAUACCGCAGAUGCAUUCCCACUUUGCAAAUAAAGAUAAGGUAAGCAACUGGCCUCGAGGAAAAUGUUUAGGCGGAACUGGAAAAAUAAAUGCAAUGGCUCUUAUCCGCGGAAAUCCCAAAGAUUUUGCCAAAUGGACGAUAGAGGGCGCUGUCGGAUGGAGCUACAGUGAUGUAUUACCAUUCUUUAAAAAGAUAGAAAAUAUUGAUUUCAACCUAUCAACGUACAAUGAAGGAAAUAAGCAAAAUUUGAUAGAUUUAACUCAAGAACAAACAGAAGCAGAAGAAGUUUGCAUCUCUUUUGAUUGCAAGAAUGAACCAGAAAAAGAUCUACGUGGUCGGAACGGACCACUGACAAUUGUCGAGUCCAGAAUGACAAUGCUGGAAUAUUUUCAUGAACAGGCUGCUCAAGAGUUAGGAUUCAAUAGAAUAGACUGCAAUAGUGAAACUCAACUGGGUUUCUGUAGAAUUCAAGUUAAUAUUAAGAAAGGAGAAAGAUGUGACACAGCAUCCUGCUACCUAAGACCAGCUCUAGAGAGGACAAAUUUGCAAGUUCAUUUAAACAGCCAUGUGUCAAAGAUACUAUUCGAGGGAAAAGUUGCACAAGGAGUAGAAUUUUCUAAAGAUGGCAUUUUGAACAAAGUAUAUGCAAGAAAGGAAAUCAUUCUGUCAGCAGGAGUUGUUGGUUCACCAAAAAUACUGUUAUUAUCAGGAAUAGGACCUAAACAGCACCUGAAUGACAUUGGGAUUCCAGUUGUUGUAGAUCUGCCUGUCGGUGAAAAUGUCCAAGAUCAGAUGGCAAUGCACUUUCAGGUUUCAAUAAACAUGAGCUUGGCUACAACUUCUCAGAAGAUGAUGAACACAGAAAACAUUCUGCAAUACUUGUUCUUCAGAGAAGGUAUAUAUGCUCAGAUUGGAGUAGAUGGGAUGGUUUUUGUCAAUUUAGAUCAGAAUAAUGAAGAACCUCCUGAUAUCCAGUUGAUAUUUCUCGGCUUGUCUUACGACAAAGGUUUUCUUGACAGUUUUUACUACAAAGAAGAAGUAAAGGAAGAGCUUGCUAAACGAACAGAUCCUAAUAGUUUUGUGGUUAUUAUGAACUUGCUGCAUGCAAAAAGUAGAGGAACAAUUACGCUGUCAACAACUAGUUCGUCAGACAAGCCUGUUAUUGAUCCAAUGUAUCUUUCUGAUUCAGAUGAUGUUGAGACAUUUGUCAAAGGAAUUCGAUUUUUGCAAAAACUUCAAGAAACUAAGUCAUGGAAGAGCAUAGGAGCCACGUUAAUUAGACACGACACACCUGGUCAUUGCAGUGAAGAAGAAUAUGAUGAGGACAAUUAUUGGAGAUGUAUGGUUCGCCAUUUUGCCAAUCAAGCAAACCAUCAAACAAGUUCCUGCAGGAUGGGAUUAGACGAUGAAACUGCUGUUGUCGACCCUCAACUCAGGUAG